AGUGCUGAAGGUACUAAGUGGAAAAAGACAUGACUGUGGGCAGCCUCAGUCAAGGAAGGCUUAAUGGAGCUUAUCCGAGAACAGCAAGCCAGUCAUGCACAAGGAGCUGAGGGAAUGAGACAUUGGACAGACUUCCAGCUGAACUCUCAUCUCUCAACACUGGCAAAUAUUCAUAAGAUCUACCAUACCCUUAAUAAGCUAAAUCUAACAGAAGACGUUGGCCAAGACGAUCACCCAACAGGAAGCCUGCGGUCUUGCAGUUCCUCAGACUGCUUUAGUAAAGUGAUGCCGCCGAGGAAAAAGAGAAGACCUGCCUCUGGAGAUGAUUUAUCUGCCAAGAAAAGUAGACAUGACGGCAUGUAUAGAAAAUAUGAUUCAACUAGAAUAAAGACUGAAGAAGAAGCCUUUUCAAGUAAGAGAUGCUUAGAGUGGUUCUACGAAUAUGCUGGUACUGAUGAUAUUGUAGGUCCUGAAGGCAUGGAGAAAUUUUGCGAAGACAUUGGUGUUGAACCAGAAAAUGUAGUUAUGCUUGUCCUAGCUUGGAAAUUGGAUGCACAAAACAUGGGUUAUUUUACUCUGCAGGAAUGGUUAAAAGGAAUGACUUCUCUACAAUUCGUUUGUUCAGCAAGUGUUUGGAUGGCAGCGAUGUGCCAACUGCAGUAUUCUACAUCCUGGGGAAAUAAAACUCACGAGCAAGACAGUCCUUUUGGGGCAGGGGCUCGGAAGCAAAGUUCAGCCAACAGAUCCAAAAAUAAUAAGGCCACUUCUCUUUAUGCUUCUCGAAUUGAUUACAUAAGUACUGUAUUUGUAAGGUGUCCACACCCGGUAAAUAAGAAUACUCAGAGACGAAUAUGCUCUAGAGAUACAAAGUAGUCUGUCUACUGAACUGCCUGUUUUGUCUUCUAGUUUGGGUUUUUGUCUUUUUUGCCCUUUUUUUGGUUUCAUUAAACCUGUCCAGUGAAGUGUUUUGAGCUCAAUCUGGAAUUAAAGUGUAUGUGACAAUCCCUGUAUUUAUAAUAGAAUAUCUGAUUAAGAUGCUAAGUUUGAAGAAAAUGGUUACUGGACAGAGGGAGUGGAGACUAUGCUCUGCUGCUCCCUGGGUGGCUCUGGCCGCACAUCUAGAACCAGGAAAGGGAAGCGAUGCUCUGUGACUCCCACCUGGGCUCUCAGAACUCCGUCUCCUGGACACUGGGGAGGGGAGCGAGCUGUGUGCAAGCCCCACCAGGGCCAGUGUUUUGGAAGUGCCGGAAGGAGUGACGCAGGGCAUCUGGCGGGGGUGGGGGGGCGGUACGUUCAUUCCACGUUCUGUAGCUCAUUCUCAGUCAGGAGAAGGCACAACUCAUUUCAGUGGACUGUUUGUUUUAUCGCCUUGCUCCAACACGUGGGUUUAAGGUUACUUCUAAUGAAUCAAACUUAUAAAGCUGUUUAAGCUAAACGAAAGUGUGUUAGACUUGUAGCUUACUUUGCAUGGACGUGAGGAUUGGCUGGAAAAAUACCUUUGGCUAAGUGAAGGGGUGAAGGCCUUUCCCCAGGGAAUGGAGAACUCCUUUUGGUUCUAACCUUUGGUGCUUACCGUCCCGAUUUCUGGUGCUUCUGAAUCUGUAACAGGAGCAGAAGUCACGGAAGAAACGAUGCCACAGUAUGGCCACGUUUUGUUUUGGAAAACAGUGCUCUUGAGUGGUGUGGCACUAUGUCAGUCAGAAACUAACAGGAGUUUUCUUACGUGUGAUACACCGGAAAGCGGGGGUGGGGAGGGGGGAGGGGGCAGGGGGGAGGCUGAAGAUGUGGCUGCUUCCUGAAGUCCCGGGCUGGUUUGCUUCAACUUCCCGACAAGCCAGUUUCUUCACUUGAUCUUGUUGAGUGGCCACUAGAUGGCAACCUGUAGUUCGGACUGGGUGACUCAGAGGCGUGUUCCCUGCUGGGGGUCACUCCAGAGGCUCUGUGGGUCAGGGCCCUCCCCCCCCCCCCUUUUUUUUAAACGUUUAUGUAUUAUUGAGAGACACAGCAUGAGCAUUGGAUGGGCAGAGAGAGGAGACACAGAAUACGAAGCAGGCUCUGAGCCAUCAGCACAGAGCCUGAUGCAGGGCUCCAAUUCACAAACCGCAAGAUCAUGACCUGAGUCGAAGUGGGACGCUUAACCGACUGAGCCACCCAGGCGCCCCGGGGCAGGGCCCCUUUUAAAGCAGAUUAAACUCUUUAUUGAUGGUAAUAGCUCUGACAUGUGUAACUGUCUUUAUUACAUACGUGAAGUGAAAAUUUUACUUUGGUAUUUUGUGCUUUAUACUCCAGACAGGAUCUCUGGGCGUCUUAAGACAAAUGAAAACGUCUUUCAGGGGACAUCUUUUGCCAGGGUGGCAGCUAGACUCCCAGGCAUGCUAACGAACUUCCAUUUUGCCUUGCGGUUCUACCCAAAGACUCAUGGCUACUUUAUUUUCUUUUAGCUAUGUAGCAGAUGUCUAAAUGAGUGCUCUCUGCCCUUGAAUCUGUUGAAACAGACAUCUGUUCUUCUUCCUCUCAUUGGACAGGACUAAACUAAACCCCCUGCCAAAAUCUGGCCAAUUUCCUGUGGCUUUGGUCCUUAACCUUCCUUUUCCAGUGAAGAGGAGAGACCUCGGCCUUAAAUGUUUCAGGGUUAGCUGCUUUCUCUCCUCUUUGACCCUCUGCCAUAUUGUUAAUAAAGUAUCAUUAGUUAUUUAUGUAUACAGUAAAAAAUCAAACCAUACAGAAGAGUCCCCAGUGCAGAGAAGGCUCUGCUCCCUUCCUGCUUCCUGGACUCCAACUUCCUGCUUUCUCAUGUGCCCUGUUAGCUUCUACCAGCCCUCUUUUGGGGGUUGGCGCUAGAUCUCUAACUAGGCUAUUGGCAUCUCUCUUUUUUUUCUUCCGCAGCCUUUCUCCACAGAGAUUCAGAGUGAAUUUUUCAAGAUGCAAGCCUGAUUGUGGUCUCUCCCAUGGUUGGAGGUGGCUUCCAGUGUUUCUAGGAUUCAAUUUAAAAAACAAAAAACAGUAUGGACCACAAAACCCUUUAUGGCCUGGCCUCACCUCCCUUUCAGCCUUAUCCUGGAACCACUUCCCCUCUUACUCUCUUCUGUUUGGUCACAGUGGGUUUCUUUAGUCUUUGAGCUUGGCAUGCUCCCUUCUGCCACUGGGCCUUUGCGCAUGCUGUUCCUUUUAUCUGGAAAACCCUCUGCUCCAGAAAUAUCCUGUUUCUGCUCGUGGCCAUUAGCUAACAUUUCAGUCCCUUAAAGAAGCCUUUUCUGACUUCUUAAAACAGUUUUUUUUUUUUUUUUUUUAACAUUUAUUCAUUUUUGAGAAACAGAGCGCAAUUGGGGGAGGGGCAGAGAGAGAGGGAGACACAGCAGAAUCACAAGCAGGCUCCAAGCUCUGAGCUGUCAGCACAGAGCCUGACGCGGGGCUCGAACUCACGAACUGGGAGAUCAUGACCUGAGCCGCAGUCAGAUGCCCAACCGACUGAGCCACCCAGCCGCCCCUGCCUUUUCUGACUUCUAAAACAGUCUAAUUAUUAUCUUUUUCAGUUUUCAAACAUCCAGAAGAAAUACAGCACAUUCUAAAUUGUUGUAGAUUCAUAGAAGUGAAACAUUUACUCUAAUUUUUGACUUUUAGGUAUUUUAUUAUCUCAGUAGAUUAUGGGGACUAUUUUGUAGUUAGCUACAAAAAGAAACCUUUACAAAUUUAUUGCUAAAGAUAGAUCAGUGUGCUGAUCUAUGAUGUGAACGUAUGAACGGUAUUUUAGUUUAUAAAGUAUAUAAACUGUUUACGUUGAUAAUACUUUUACUGUGUAUUACUUAUGCUUAGUGGUAGGUGAAAGCCCUACAGGGAACACAAGAAAGCACGUCCAGCAUUGAAAAGCUUUGAUUUUGCUGAUGGAAAUGGUGACUCUUGGUUCUCAUUUUUAAGGGCUAGAUACGAGGAACAGAAAAUUAGUUUGUAAAAUUAGCCAAUCAGUCUGCUUCCUUAGGAAAAAUAAACAGUGUGUCCCUUAUCUGUAAAAACAGGUUUUCAUCACCAAAGCUCCCUGGAGAUAUAGCUGAUUUCAAGUCUAGGGUAGAGAAAGUACAAGGUGAGCUGGAAUAUCUUGUACCAUAAGCAAGGACGUGCUCAAAGACUGAUGGCACAUGUCAGAAGGACACUGGCACCAGCUUGAAUGGGCCACUGCCCAAAUGAGGACGAUUUGUGCACCAAAAAGAAUAAAGGCGGUAAAAGAUUAUAACACUGAAUCAAAAGCAAAAAUCUUUAAGUCCAGAAAACGCGAAAGGUGGUGCGUAGAACUCUUCUUUAUAGAAUAACUUCAGCCGGUGAGGGUGGUAGAGUCCGAAAAAUCACCGUUUUGCAUCUUCAAAUGCAAAGCCAAUUCAGGUGGUAUCACCAGUGGAGGCUAAAACCACCGGAUGGAAGGUUGUUUGGGAACAAGAUUCACAGUCUCAAGAUAUCAUCCCACAGAUUACAUACUGUUUCAGAGGAGGGAAAAUACCUGUUCAUGGAGAAUCUGGGGGAUGUUACCUUAACUGAAUGAGUCCAUUUACCGUGGCUCCUAAUGGGACAGACUGACGUUACAAGUCCUCUCAUGGGGUGCACUGAGAAGGGCCUCACAAGCAGUGUUGUCAGAACCAUUUAGCUUAAGUAUAAUCAGAGGGAAAUUAUCUGACAAACGGAGAUUCUACAAAACAACCGUUCUCAAAAAUGGCAUUGUCAAGAAAGAAGAGAGGUGACACCCUUCUGGAGACUAAGGAGAUAUGACCACUAAAAGCAAUGCGUGAGCCUUGAUUGGAUCCUGGAUCAAGAAAAAGCAUCUGUGAAGAAAAUUGAGGGAACACUGGGGAACUUUGUAUAUGGGUUGUGUAUUAGCUAAGAAAGUUUACACUGGUAGAAUAUUAGGAGUGAUGAUGGUAUUUAAGUGUUCAGGAGUGAAGUGUCAUCAUGUUAGUAAGUUACUUUCAAGUGGUACGGAAAAAAGUGCACACGAGAGCACAAAUGUGACAAUGUGUGUUAUGAACUGAGGGGAUGGGUAUAUGGGUGCUUGUUCAUUAUUCUUUCCGUUUUUCUGUACAUUUGAAAUUUUUAAAAAUCAAAAACGUAGGGAAAUGGGUCAUCCUGAAUGUGUUGCAACUCCAGGGUUUUAUUGUCUUUUGGUAUUCUGUUUCAUGUUACUGCCCCAGUUAAGAAAAAAAAACUCAGGUUAUAAUUUGCCUUUAUUC
This is a messenger RNA of Panthera uncia (snow leopard), 5213 nucleotides long. RefSeq names its product defective in cullin neddylation 1 domain containing 4 (gene DCUN1D4). Gene Ontology annotation, molecular function: ubiquitin-like protein binding; ubiquitin conjugating enzyme binding; cullin family protein binding. Lineage: Eukaryota; Metazoa; Chordata; Mammalia; Carnivora; Felidae. The record is from RefSeq and is a predicted model, not a curated record. Gene Ontology annotation, biological process: protein neddylation; positive regulation of ubiquitin-protein transferase activity. Bases 64 to 873 code for a protein of 269 amino acids. Gene Ontology annotation, cellular component: ubiquitin ligase complex. The transcript is spliced from 9 exons.